AGCCUCUUUGGCACUAGAUCCCACACGACGCACCAUUAGUAGAUUUUUAAAACAUUUUACAACAAUAACAGCCAAAAUAUUUUAUCAACAGUUUUUUUGUUCUUGUUACAUUUGAUCGAUCAAAAAUGUCUUCAAACGUAUCUUAAAUGUUUUGCCUAAACAGUAGCUCUCCACGUGCGAAUAUAAUGUUUACGUUAAAUUACGAGGAAUAGUACCAAUUUCUAAACAUAGUUAAACGUCAGCUGUCACCUUUAUGAACUGUCACGUCUAAGUCAAUGUCAUUCGUCAUCAACACAUGUGUUUGAGUUGUUGUAUGGUUUUUUAGAAACAUAUCGCAUUUUCUUUAUAAUUCAUAACGUAAUAACUCAUUAAAACAUUCAAAUAUAAUAAAAUCAAAUGGCAAACGUGAGUGAGAACGCAGUGAAAAACAUCGGGAAUGUUCUAAAUGAUCCCUCCAGGCCAAUGAAAGAGCGUUUUCGAGCCCUGUUCACAUUAAGAAACAUCGGUGGCGAAACUGCCAUACAGUGUAUUAGCGAAUGCUUUAAAGACGAGUCCGUUUUGUUAAAGCAUGAGCUUGCUUACUGUUUGGGUCAAAUGCAAGACAGAAGAGCCAUUCCUAUAUUGAGGAGCGUGUUAGAGGACCCAAACCAUGAUCCAAUAGUUCGCCAUGAAGCCGGAGAAGCCCUUGGGGCAAUAGGAGACCCUAAUCUCCGAGAGCUGCUCGAAAAGUAUCAGCAUGAUUCAGCAAUAGAAGUAGCAGAGACAUGCCAGAUUGCAUUACAAAGGUUAAACUGGGUCGCUAAUGACAGUAAAGAAAAUGACAAUUUGUCUAAAAGUUUAUACACUUCAGUGGAUCCUGCUCCGCCCAGCAUUGAAAAUAAUUUAGAGGCACUUAAAGAUGUAUACCUUGAUGAGACAAAACCAUUGUUUAUACGAUACAGGGCAAUGUUUAGUUUGCGUAAUUUAGGAACGACUGAAAGUAUCAAUGCCUUGGGUGAAGGUCUAAAAGCAAACAGUGCACUGUUCAGACACGAAGUGGCAUUUGUUUUCGGUCAAAUGCAAGACGAAAGGAGUGUUCCUUUUUUGAAAACAACGCUGGAAGAUACAAACGAACAUGAAAUGGUGAGACACGAGGCCGCUGAAGCAUUGGGUUCUAUCGCAACUGAUGAAUGCAUCGAAAUAUUAAAGAGGUACUUGAAUGAUCCACGUCGUGUCGUCCGAGAAAGCUGCGAAGUGGCCCUCGACAUGUCUGAGUACGAAAACAGUCCAGAAUUUCAAUACGCCAACACAUUGCUGACUGUCCAAUCUUAGUGUCAUCAUUUUAUAAGGAAAACAAAGUAUGGAUAUGGAUUUCGAAUUUCAAACAAUAAAUAGCGCCAAAAACACUGCAAGGCAAGGAAGUAGAAAGCAAAUAGUAUAUCACGUCAUAGACAAUCUAAAAAAGACAAUUUAAUCUCAUUGCUUCGGUUACUAAUUUCUCUCCGAUUUUUUAAAUACCUUCGCAUUUCGUGUUUAAGGAAUGAAGGUAAAUUGAUUGAUGUUUAAAGAACUAUAUACAUAUUUUUAUUUUUUGUAUAAACAAUAUAAAAUGUAUAUGAAAACAAAAUAUGAAUGUGUAAUGGAGUCUUAAAAACGGUUAUUUAGUAAAUUAGAUGUGAAAGUGAAAUUUCGCUUGCGAUUAUUGUUAGAAAAACAUUGAGCACCAUUUUAAAUUUUUAUUAUUUUUGUUUUAUUUAGUAGGAAUUUAGGUCAUGAGAAAAGUAAAAAAAAACUACAAUCAAUAUAAACAGUACAUCAACAUUGUGCAUUAAAAAGUAAUAAAUUUCAUUGUAAGCUGAGACAAAUAAUACUACAUUCUCUUUUUUAAAACUGGUACCUGCCAAAGGUUUUUAUCAAACAUCUAUCUAUGGAAUAUUUGAUUACGUACGUAAUACACUACACUGUAUUCUGAAAAGGUCUUUUUUCUGUAUUUGUAAUUGUAAAAUUUCUAUUAAUUCGAUGUGACGCCAUUGUAUGUAAAUUAAUAUAAAUACUUCUAAUAAACUCCAUAUUAAAAAUCGUGUCUUUUAAAAUGUGAUAUAUUUUUGUUUGAAUAAAUUUUAUAGUUUGACUAUA
Molecule: messenger RNA, 2115 nt
Organism: Bombyx mori (domestic silkworm)
Lineage: Eukaryota; Metazoa; Arthropoda; Insecta; Lepidoptera; Bombycidae
Gene: nero
Product: deoxyhypusine hydroxylase/monooxygenase
Exons: 5
Coding region: 397-1311 (304 amino acids)
Biological process (GO): peptidyl-hypusine biosynthetic process
Molecular function (GO): deoxyhypusine monooxygenase activity
Source: RefSeq, a predicted model, not a curated record